Messenger RNA from Aspergillus caelatus, 1135 nucleotides. Its product is annotated as S1/P1 nuclease. Gene Ontology annotation, biological process: DNA catabolic process. NCBI's taxonomy places the organism in Eukaryota, Fungi, Ascomycota, Eurotiomycetes, Eurotiales, Aspergillaceae. Bases 9 to 872 code for a protein of 287 amino acids. Gene Ontology annotation, molecular function: nucleic acid binding; endonuclease activity. The transcript has 3 exons. The record is from RefSeq and is a predicted model, not a curated record.
CUUCGAUCAUGCCGCGCUUACUCCCCAUCUCAGCGGCUACAUUGGCUCUGGCCCAGCUCAGUUAUGGCUGGGGCAACUUAGGUCACGAGGCGGUGGCCUACAUUGCCCAGAGCUUCGUUGCUUCUUCAACUGAGUCCUUCUGUCAAAAUAUUUUGGGCGAUGACUCCACCUCUUACUUGGCCAACGUUGCAACAUGGGCCGAUUCGUACAAAUACACUGAUGCCGGAGAAUUCUCCAAGCCAUAUCAUUUCAUUGAUGCACAAGACAACCCACCGCAGAGCUGUGGAGUAGAUUACGAUCGGGAUUGUGGUAGUGCUGGGUGCAGUAUCAGCGCGAUCCAAAAUUACACCAAUAUUCUGUUGGAAUCCCCAAACGGCUCGGAGGCAUUGAAUGCCCUGAAAUUUGUGGUUCAUAUCAUCGGAGAUACUCAUCAGCCCCUGCACGAUGAGAACCUCGAGGCCGGUGGUAACGGUAUUGAUGUGACGUAUGAUGGAGAAAAAACCAACCUCCAUCAUGUCUGGGAUACCAACAUGCCCGAGGAAGCCGCAGGUGGCUAUAGUCUCUCGGUCGCAAAGACCUAUGCCGACCUUCUGACUGAGCGCAUCAAAACCGGUGCCUACUCAUCCAAGAAGGACUCAUGGACAGAUGGGAUCGAUAUCAAAGACCCUGUGGCGACAUCAAUGAUCUGGGCGGCCGACGCCAAUACCUACGUCUGCAGCACAGUGUUGGAUGACGGACUGGCAUACAUUAACUCCACGGACUUGUCCGGCGAGUACUACGACAAGUCUCAGCCAGUCUUUGAGGAACUGAUCGCGAAAGCUGGGUAUCGGUUGGCGGCUUGGUUGGAUCUGAUUGCGAGUCAGUCCUCUUGAAGGAAACGUUCCAGAGAGUGCGCAUUCCCGUCUUAUGAAAGCUAAGCUUAGUAUAUGUAAGCUAUUUGAUCUGUGCCUACGUGGCGAACUCCCCAGGGAAGGCUCAAGAAAGAAUAACCUACUAAUGUAGCGAAAUGUAUACUCACUAUGAACUAUCCUACUACCAAAGACUCUCUCGCUUCCAAAUUUUGUUGUAUGGAAGGUAUAUAACUAAAAGAAUUGCAGAUGCUAUGAACAUAAUUAAAAUACACUGUCGCAAUGGC